Tachysurus vachellii is the source of this 1359-nucleotide messenger RNA. It is a transcript of the gene syt1b, whose product is annotated as synaptotagmin Ib. Gene Ontology annotation, biological process: synaptic vesicle endocytosis; regulation of calcium ion-dependent exocytosis; regulation of dopamine secretion. Gene Ontology annotation, cellular component: synaptic vesicle membrane; axon; dense core granule. Gene Ontology annotation, molecular function: phosphatidylserine binding; syntaxin binding; clathrin binding. Lineage: Eukaryota; Metazoa; Chordata; Actinopteri; Siluriformes; Bagridae. The record is from RefSeq and is a predicted model, not a curated record. The transcript is spliced from 8 exons.
AUGCAUAGGACUGAUAUGGAGGCUGGUUUCUCUCCAUCUCUUGGAUCCACACCUGUGCAGAAGAUAAAUACCUCUGUGGCUCUCACACCCACUGAAGCCACACCCACUGAAGCCACACCCACUGAAGCCACACCCACUGAAGCCACACCCCAGAACUCACCUGGAGAACUAGUGAGCUCCACCAGAACCCUGAAUGAACUCCAAAAAGUCCACGUUCCCUCCUGGUCUUUGGUGGUUUUGAGCUUCAUCGUGUUGCUCCUAUUUCUCAGCUGCAGCUUCUGCAUCUGCAGCAAGUUUGUGUUUAAGAGAAAAAAGGAGAAAACAGGAAAAGAGAAGAGCAGAAAGGACAGUAUGGACAUGUCAACUGUGAGGGAUGAAGGUCUUACACAGAUUCCACAUGAUCUAAAACCUCAGGAGAAACAGACAGAGUUUAAAGACGACGUGACUCUGGGAAAACUCCAGUUUAGUCUGGAUUACAGCUUCACUGAGAACACGCUCAUUGUAGGACUGAUUCAGGCAGAAGGUCUGGCUGCUAUGGACAUGAGCGGGACUUCAGAUCCAUACGUGAAGCUCUGUCUCCUCCCAGACAAGAAGAAAAAAUUUGAAACUAAAAUCCACAGAAAGACUCUGAACCCCACUUUUAAUGAGAGUUUCACUUUUAAGGUUCCGUACUCAGAGCUGGGAGGAAAGACUCUGCUCAUGACAGUGUACGAUUUUGAUCGUUUCUCCAAACACGACGCCAUUGGAGCCGUAAGAGUGCCAAUGAACCUCGUCGAUUUUAGUCAUGUGAUCGAAGAGUGGCGACAACUGCAGAAGGCGGAACACGAGGAGCAGGACAAGUUAGGUGACGUGUGUCUGUCCCUGCGCUACGUCCCCACUGCUGGGAAACUCACCAUUGUCAUCCUGGAGGCCAAAAACCUCAAGAAAAUGGAUGUAGGUGGUCUCUCAGGUGUGUUAUAUGUGGAGGCAUGAGAGGAACGAUCACACGAGACGUACGUGGUUUUCUGCAUGUGUUCUUUAGAUCCGUAUGUGAAGAUCCACCUGAUGCAGAACAGCAAAAGACUGAAGAAGAAGAAGACGACGAUAAAGAAAAACACCCUGAACCCGUAUUACAACGAAUCCUUCAGCUUUGAGGUUUCAUCUGAACAAAUUCAGAAAGUUCAGAUCGUCGUGACUGUGCUGGACUACGAUAAGAUCGGGAAGAACGACACCAUCGGGAAGAUCCUCAUGGGAAUGAACAGCUCAGGGACAGAGCAGCGGCACUGGGAGGACAUGCUGGCCAGUCCCAGGAGACCCAUCGCCCAGUGGCACGCUCUGAAACCUGACGAGGACGUGGACGCAGAGCUCAAAAAGAAAUGA